This is a messenger RNA of Culicoides brevitarsis, 1545 nucleotides long. RefSeq names its product 3,4-dihydroxyphenylacetaldehyde synthase 2 (gene amd). Gene Ontology annotation, biological process: amino acid metabolic process; catecholamine metabolic process. The record is from RefSeq and is a predicted model, not a curated record. Gene Ontology annotation, cellular component: cytoplasm. The coding region runs from base 1 to 1545 and encodes 514 amino acids. The transcript is spliced from 2 exons. Lineage: Eukaryota; Metazoa; Arthropoda; Insecta; Diptera; Ceratopogonidae. Gene Ontology annotation, molecular function: pyridoxal phosphate binding; aromatic-L-amino-acid decarboxylase activity.
AUGAACUCUCAAGAAUUUCGAGAGUUUGCAAGGGCAGCAAUUGACUUUGUUGCCGAUUAUUUGGACAAUGUACGAGAUCAACAAGUCUUACCUUCCGUUGAACCGGGAUAUUUACAUCAAUUAUUGCCCAAUGAAAUGCCCGAAGGAUCCGAAAACUGGAAAGACGUCAUGGAAGAUUUAAAUAAAUUCAUCAUGCCAGGCAUCACACAUUGGCAGUCGCCCAAUUUUCACGCUUAUUAUCCCACACAAACGUCAUAUCCCUCAAUUGUGGGCGAAAUAAUGGCAGCAGGACUCGGCGUUGUGGGCUUCAGUUGGAUUUGUAGUCCAGCAUGCACCGAAUUAGAAGUCAUCAUGAUGAAUUGGCUCGGAAAGUUCAUAAAUUUGCCGGAAUCUUUCCUGAAUUGCGGUCCAGGCAACGGCGGAGGCGUCAUUCAAGGGUCUGCGAGUGAAUGUGUCCUUGUUGCUAUUUUAACGGCACGCGAAACGGCAGUUCGUCGACUCAAAAGCUCCUUCCCUCAUUUAACGGAAGGCGAAAUUCGUGCAAAACUUGUGGCAUAUUCGAGUGACCAAAGCAACAGUUGCGUCGAAAAAGGCGGCAUUUUGGGAGCAAUCACUUUGCGUCUCUUGCCAGCUGACGAAAAUUGCGUUUUGCAGGGAGAAACGUUACAAAAAGCGAUUGAGGAAGAUAUCGCACGUGGCUUAAUUCCGUGCAUCUGCAUUGGGACGAUGGGAACAACAGGAACGUGCGCUUUUGACAACAUCGAUGCCAUCGGGGAUGUUUGCAACGAAUUUAAUGUCUGGCUCCAUAUUGACGCCGCAUAUGCUGGUUCGUUUUUUUGCUUGCCGGAGUAUCGUCAUCUCAUGCAAGGUAUUGAAAAAGCCGAUUCUCUCAACUAUAAUUUGCACAAAAUGAUGCUCGUGAAUUCCGAUUGCUCCGGAAUGUGGUUCAAAAAUGUCAAUGACACCGUGGAAUCGUUCAACGUCGAUCGGAUUUAUCUCAUGCAUCAAUAUCAGCAGCAAAAUGUCGCACCGGACUAUCGUCAUUACCAAAUCGCGCUCGGUAGGAGGUUCAAAGCACUCAAAGUUUGGUUCACUUUGAGGACUUACGGGGCGGAAAAGAUACGUGAGAAGCUUAGAAAACACAUCAAACUCGCUGAAGUCUUCGAAAAAAAGCUUUUAAAGGAUCCGCGAUACGAAAUUAUUUUUCCCGCCAAUUUUGGACUUGUGAUUUUCCGCAUGAAAGGUCCUUGUGAACGCACACAAAAGCUUCUUAACAACCUGAAUGAGUCGAAAAAAUUGUAUAUGGUACCGGCAACAUGGCAGAAUAAAAUCGUUUUACGUUUCGUGAUUUGCGGAUUCGAUCCAGAGCCAAAAGACAUCGACUUUGCGCUUGAAGAGAUAAAAGCUCAAACAGAAAAUAUCGUUUCUCUUAACUCAGAACAACCACAAAUAAUUGUAAAGGAACAUUUAAAAGACCAUGGACAAGAAAAUCAAGAAAACGUUGAAAGAACAAAUUUAGAGUUUAUAAUGGCAAAGGGCAGAUAA